Molecule: messenger RNA, 634 nt
Organism: Musa acuminata subsp. malaccensis (wild Malaysian banana)
Lineage: Eukaryota; Viridiplantae; Streptophyta; Magnoliopsida; Zingiberales; Musaceae
Source: RefSeq, a predicted model, not a curated record
AACAAAUGGAAGGGCAAUAAAGAGGGACGAUGGCGACAGCGUCGGCUGCAGUUGUUAUACCGAAGCCGCCGCAUCGACGUCGAGAGAGGAGAGGGUUCGAAGGGAAGAGAGGAGGAGGCAGCGGCUCAUCGAUGAUGUUGGCGAUGAUAACGGGUAGAGUCGUUCGGGCGGUGGUGGUGGUGGUGAUGGCGCUUCUGCUGUGCGGCGCAUCGGAGGCGUGGACCGGCGAGAUCCGCGGGAGGGUGGUGUGCGAUUUGUGCGGGGAUUCCUCCGUCGGACCCGAAGAUCACGUCCUGCAAGGCGCCGAAGUGGCUGUUCUGUGCAUAACAAAGUCGGGCGAGGUUUUCAAUUAUCAGGCCUUCACAAACUCCAAAGGCAUCUAUAAGGUGGCAGAGACGAUGCCCGAGAGCGACCGCUGGGUGUCAUGCUUGGCAAGGCCAUUAAGUAGCUUCCAUGAACAUUGCACGCGAAGGGGAGACGCUCACUCCGGAAUCAAGUUUUCAUAUAACCUGCCAUCAGGACACUCACACACUGUCAAACCAUUCCUUUAUAAGCCUGCUGCAGCCCCGAUGUAUUGCAGCUGAACUACAUUUAGCUUGCAAAGUAUACGCUUUUGGUCAUGCAUUGUAUCUGG